Molecule: messenger RNA, 9678 nt
Organism: Podarcis lilfordi (Lilford's wall lizard)
Lineage: Eukaryota; Metazoa; Chordata; Lepidosauria; Squamata; Lacertidae
Source: the annotation of a GenBank genome assembly
GGUAGAACCGUCGGUCAGGACUUUGGCUUACCAAGAGAGGGAAGGAGAAGAAAUAUUUCGCCUCUCUCAUAGCGGCGAGCUAAAGGCAGGAUCACACAGAAUAUCGACAAAACAAGGAGCGAAAAUCAAACGGUCUGAACUGAAGCGGAAAGCUUUCUCAUCUUUACAGAGUCCUUCUAAUAGGUAACAUUUGCUUCUCAUCUGGUUUUCUUUUUAAAGAAGAGUGUGAGUAUAUUCAAAUACAACACACACACACACACAAAUGCACAUACAACAUGGUUUGGUCAUUUUAAGGGAAAAUAGGAUCAACUGAAGAAGGAUUAGAUGAAUUAAGAAAAAACGAAAAGGAGAUCUCUCUCAUACCUUCCAACAUUUCUCAGAUGAAAAUAUGGGGAUUACAGCCUCUCAGCUCAACCUACCUCACAGGAUUGUUGUAAAGAAAAAAUGUGUGAGGGAGGGGAUUAUGUACAACACCUACAGAUAAAUGGAAUGAAAUAAAAUCUGAAAGCUGCCUUGAGUCCCUGUCAGGGAAAAAGGUGGGGCAUAAUAAUAAUAAUAAUAAUAAUAAUAAUAAUAAUAGAAGAAACUGUGAGAAUGAUCAGGAACAUACAAGAGAGUAAAUUCUAUUGAACUCAGUGGGACUUAGUUCUGAGUAAAAAAUACUUAGUUUGCUGAACAGUCUUUACCCAGUUACCUGGGAUAAACUCAACUGAAUACAGUGGGACUUACUUCUGAGUAGACAGUCUUAAGGCUCCAUUUACAAUAAAGGAAUAAACACUUUACAUGUUUCCUAAGAAAUGGCGGGCUUUUGGUGCAUUGCAAUUAAAGAAGUUAAAAUGGAUUUGUGACAUUUUCCUUCAAAAUUAUAGGAAGGGCUUUGAAUGCCAGUUUAACAAUUUCCUUCAUUUGGUGCAGGUAUUUUACUUUCAGUAUAAACAGGACUCUGUUUUUGCACCUACACGUAUACCACUUUUAAUUGUUCUCUCAGACAUGGAGGGGACGAAAAUGGAACACGGGGACAUUCUGAGAUCAAAUCAGAAUCGGGACGGCUUCUGUAAUUCCGGGACUGUCCCAGGAAAAUCGGAACACUUGGAGGGUAUACUACCCAACAAAUAAAGUCAUUUGUUUUGAUUAUAGGUUAUAGAAAAUAAUGAACAUUGAAAGAGGGGGGAAAUAGCCUUACCUAUUGUAGUAGAUUGAAUAUUAUAUUAAACAGAGGGUUCUUAAUUCUACUUGUGGGAUAUAUUGAGCUUUAAAGAAAUGUAAUCUGAAUUCUGAAAUACUGUCCAUCGGGAGAGGGGGUUAAUUUAUAUUAACACUUCAAUCAAUAUUACUUUUGUAAUAAAUCUGAAAGAGCUGGUCUGUUGAGGAUUCUUUGAUCCUAUCCAGCUAAAGUUGUGAAUGCUUAAGGUAAUUGUGUGACUAAUAACUCGUUGGCUUCAAUGGGGCUUGUUUUAAGCACAACUUAUUUUUCAUUGGAUUGGAUGCAACAUGGGGUAAUAAGCUUGCUAUUACAUGAGACAUAAACCAUGAUCUUUGGUUGCUAAUGAAACACUACUGAACUCUUUCAGAUUAGCCAACAUGGCUUGGCAGCAUAUUGUUCCUGGGAUAACCCUCUUGUUGCUCAAGCUUACAGGGACAUCCCUGUUCCUUGUUUUCAGUAAGUAUUGGUCAGGCUUUAGUUUCAAGGCUGCCUUUCUACUUUCAUAUUUCUUUUCACUUGUCAUAUCCAUCACUUUUAUUUUAUUCUGUAUGUGUCAAUGACAAUGUCCCCUUAGUGCUGUGAAAAAGUUGAAUAGGAGAUUACUAGGAAAGAAAUAAAAGCUGCCAAUAUUAUAAUGCCUUUUUUAGCAAAUCUGUGGUGAGCCCCCACCCGGAAUACUGUGUACCGUUCUGAUCUCGACACCUCAAAAAGGUGUGGAAAGGGUCAAGGAACACGAUCAAUAGGCUGGAACAAGUCCCCCCAUGAGGAACUGUUAAAGCGUGAUGGACUUUUUACCUUGCGAAAAGGUAAAGGUGGGGGAGGCAUCACAAAGGAAGUAGACAGGGAGAGUUUUUCCUCCCUCUCUCAUAAUAUUGAAGCACUAAGGGAGCUGAAUGGUGGGGAAUUCAGAACAGGCAAAAGGAAGUCUUUCUUCAUGCGGUGCAUAGAUAAAACCAUGGAAAUCGUUUUUUGCAAGAUGCUAUUAUGGCCACAAACCUGGACGGCCUUAAAAGAGGUUUAGUCAGCUUCAUGUAAGGCAAGGCUAACAAUGACUAAAAGCGAUAUGACGGUUGCUCAGGAACACAAGCGAGGAGUGUGCUAUUGCACUUACAUCACGCUUGGGACCUCCAAUACUCAUCUGGUCCCUGUGAGAAAAGGGUGCUGGACCAGAUAGGCCUUUGUCUUGAUCCUGCAAGCUGAGUGCUUCAAAGUGCCUUUGUACACAUCCCUCAGUCAUCCCUCAGAGCCAUCAAGUGACCAUUAUUAUCCCAAUAGUGCAGAUAAGGGGCUGACAGAAACAGAGGCUUGCCUAAUAAGGCCAUUAAGUGACUUAUCGUCUGCUCUUAGUGCUUAUGAUGGACUUGCUCUCCUAGCCGACAAGGAAAUAUGACUGCAUGCAUACUGAAUUUUAGCAGCCAUGUUAAGGAGUGCUCAUCAGACGCCAUUCCAAAUGUUCUUGUUUUCAGUUCCACAGAUCUUCCCUAGGGGAAACUUCAGCUUCAUUCCUGAGGAGAAUUAUACAGGUAACACUACAACAGUUCUCUGGGGAAUCUCUGAGCUUGUUAAAUAAUGAAGGGUUUUGCAAACAUUCUUGCUGAAAAAUGCAAUUCUUUUUUUCACCGUUUCUGCAACACUCAUCGAUCAAUGAUGAAAUAGUCCUGAUUUGCUGUCACUCUUAUUUGACUUUAUUUUGCAGUGAAUCAGUAACGCGGUCACAUAUCCAACCUUGAUUGACUACAUAAUGUUGUGAUGUCACACUCUAUGCGCACCCUAAUUGGCAAGGCCCAGCCAUGGUACUACAUCAGAAAACAUUUUCCUCUUUUGAAUAUGGUGACAUCAUAAUGUAGCCAAAUUUGAUUUGCUAACAAAUCUGAGACAUCAUUCUGUUCAUGAUGCAGUUCUUGAUUGGCUGAAAUAAUCCAUGUGGCAGGAAGUAGAGAGAAGCACCAGUCAGUUUGGCGGCGGGGUGGGGGGGAAGUGAUGCUGAAACAGUUAUAGCCAAUAGAAAAAAAAUGGUUCUUGACAUAGCUGUCAACUUUUCCCUUUUCUUGCGAGGAAUCCUAUUCGGAAUAAGGGAAUUUCCCUUAAAAAAAGGGAAAACGUUGACAGCUAUGGUUCUUCACCAAACAGGAUAGAAUAAAAGGAGAAUACUUAUACAACAGGGAAGGAGAAUCUCCAGUACACAGGCCAAUCUAGGUUAGUCAGGAGUUCUAAUUUGGCCCAUGAGGCCAUUUCCCCCCAGCCAUGUCCGUCUGUCUCAUAUUAUGACAUCAAGUGUGGGUCAGGUAAAGUCAUGGAUGUGUGUGUUUUGAACCUUUUUACAUUUGGCACCAAAUGAAAGUCGUUCUGGAAUUGGUUCUGUUAUGUACUGAAGUUCUCACCCUGGGCCAGCAGGGGGAUACUGUAGAUAGUUUUCACUCAGGUCCACAUAUGCAAAUAAGGGAUUGAAAGUGACGUUCAUUGAUUGGAUAGUAACAGAAAGUGUUACAGUUGCGUUGUAGUGGAGCUCUAUAUAAGCAGGCUGGCUGAACCCUUCAGUUCAGUUCUGUUCUGGCCUGUGAACAAACAAGAGCUUUUUGAAGAAUUGCUGUGUCGUCUGAUAUGUUCACCCACAACUUAACAGGUUCCACUCAGGGGCUUAAAAGUAGUGCUGAUCCCUGAUGCAAGCAGGGUGUUAUGUACUGAGUUGAAUAGGAUCCAAAAGACAGCAGUCUGAUUGGUCCUAGAACAAUAGGGUCCAGAAUGCAGCAGUCUGAUUGGUCCACAGGAACCACCCAAUCCAGCUCCAGGGCGAAGCGCAUCCGCAACCUGAUUGGCCUACAGGAGAAUCCCGGAAUUAGACAAUCACGUGGGGCCCAUUGUGUAAAUAAUGUAUAUAAAGCAGACAUUCUGGGGGAACUUCCAUUCCUCCUCACCACUAUGAGCUGAAUAAAGAGCAUGAAAUCCACUCUUGACUCCGAGUAUAUUUCACAGGGCAUAAAGAUUAGGUGUUGACUGAAAGCGCUCUCUCUCUCUGCAGGGAUCUUUGCAGCAAUAGCUUGAAGUCAUGAUUCAUUUAGGCUCUACAGUAUUGAAAUCAAUUUUUUAAAAAAUAGUUUGAAAAGUUAAUCAUGACAUAAGUCGGGUUGAUUUCAGUGGGAACUAAUUACAAUUAUGUACCUUUUAUAUUUGACUUCACUUGGUGAUGCUUUCUUUUGAAAUGUUUAAGAUUUUUUUUUGGUUAACUUUGCUCUGCUAAACGUGCAUUCUGCAGUUGACCUCCUCUACAGUGUUUUUUUAAAAAAAGUUUAGGAUAAUUUUUUAGUUUCCUGUUAAUUAUGUUUGAAUGAAUGUUAAAUGUAUUUAAAUGUAUACUUUAUAUUUGACUUUCUUCAGUAAGGUAUUAUUUGGAAUUUUUUUAUUUGCUGUUUUAAUGUAGGUUGUAAACUGCUUUGAGAUACCCCGGCCCCUUAAAAAUAUAAAGCAGUAUAGAAAUGAAAUGAAAAAUGAAUAAUUAACUGAGUCCAGAUUGAACCCAAAGUGUUUUUGGAAAUACCUAUCAAAAUUACCCCCAAAUCUAAAUAGAAGAAGACUACAGUUGUACAGCUUUUCAAAGUUGAUUAAUAGAGGCCAAAAAUGUAUUCAUUUUCAGAACUGCUGACUACUCCGAACCUGCCUGAAGCAAGAGCUACAAUUGCAACCACAGGUAUCUUGUCAUUUGAUUAUUUGGAAACAGAAACCAGUAGUAUUAAUUAUAUUGUGCUGUAAAAAAAAAAAAAGCUGUUAUGGAUCUGUUUUCUAGUCGGGAGAGAGCAUUGGAGACUUUUAAUGCUUUUCAUAAUAAAUUGUUUAUUUUUAAAUGUACAGAUUGAGGAGAUAGAAAACAGGCAGGCAGGCAGGCACACACAGUCGCAAUAAUAAUCUUGAAGCUGUGUCAUUCUGGCACCCUAAAUGUUCUGGCAAGUCCCUGUAGGUGGUUCUUUUGUGGCACCAGUAACAUAUGAAAAUCCACAUCUCUGGGAAUAGUAGUAACUACACAAGCUUUACACUAUACAAGCGUCGAGGGACGCGGGUGGCGCUGUGGGUAAAAACCUCAGCGCCUAGGACUUGCUGAUUGCAUGGUCGGCGGUUCGAAUCCCCGCGGCGGGGUGCGCUCCCGUCGUUCGGUCCCAGCGCCUGCCAACCUAGCAGUUCGAAAGCACCCCUGGGUGCAAGUAGAUAAAUAGGGACCGCUUACCAGCGGGAAGGUAAACGGCGUUUCGUGUGUUGCGCUGCCUCGCCAGAUGCAGCUUGUCACGCUGGCCACGUGACCCGGAAGUGUCUGCGGACAGCGCUGGCCCCCGGCCUACAGAGUGAGAUGAGCGCACAACCCUAGAGUCUGUCAAGACUGGCCUGUACGGGCAGGGGUACCUUUACCUUUACCCUACACAAGCUUUAGAAGACAUCUGAAGGCAGCCCUGCAUAGGGAAGUUUUAAAAAAGUGUUUUAUUAUGAUUUUGUAUAUGCUGGAAGCUACUAUGGUUUAAAGUGGGACGAUACUGCUUUAAUUGUAUGAUGUGGAUGUGGUUUAAUUAUGAACAUGCAGAGGUUGCGAGUGGUUCCAGGGGACACAGUUGUAAUAGGGACAACAACAACAACAACAACAACAACAACAACAACUUUAUUAUUUAUACCCCACCCAUCUGGCUGGAUUUCCCCAGCCACUCUGGGCGGCUUCCAACAAAAGAUUAAAAGUACAUUAAAAUACCAGUCAUUAAAAACUUCCCUAAACAUGACUGCCUUCGGAUGGGACUCCUUGCCAAUACAUGUUCAGCGAACAUACUGGGCGGGCAGGGGCAGAAAGCAAAGGAACACAGUUCUUUGGCAGUUAGAUAAAUAUGUAACUAAACCAAUACUCCUAAACUACAUUGCCUUUUUUCAAUUUAACCUUCCAUAUAUCCAGCUGGAGGCCUAAGAACCUUCUUGUAGAUCUUGUCUCCAUCCACUCAUUGAAGGAAGAGGGACAUGCACAAAAUUGCCCCACCUGCCCCUCAGUGGAGGCAUGCAUACAGUUUCAGCAAAAUCAAGAAUGCCCAGCUAGGGUCUAGGAAAGCAGCAAGCAGGCACCUAAGAUGGCAUUUGAAUGGGGGCAAAGUCCUUUCUGGUGGUGACAGUUUGUGAGUCACCAUUCCCUUCUAGAGUUGGAAUUUUCAUUAUUAAUAUUGAGUCCUUUAUGUGUUCAUCUCCUUUUAUCAUGCUGCAGUCCAGAUUCCUCAGAAGCCUCCUACAUGGGAAAGACACAGAGGGAGUGAAUUUUGGUUUACUGAAACCAAGGAGAUUUGGUUGCACUGCCGAGUCGAUUGCAUGCAAUGGAGCUCCGACCUAGCGAUCAUCAGUGAUAGAAAUGAACUGGUAAGAUUGGGCCCACUUUGAUGAGAAAAAAAAUGUGCCGCUGGAGUUAAAUUUCUUUAACCAGGGAUAAGGAGAGUUGAGAACAUCUUGCACAGAAUUCACACCAUACCUGUAAAGCACAUCCAAGUCACACUUAAAGUACAUGAAUUUUCCCAAAGAAUCAUGGGAAUUGUAGUUUGUUAAGUGUCCUGGGAACAACCUUUAAGACAAUCUUCAGCAGCGCGGUGGCCUCCAGAUGCUUUCUGCUGGCUGGAGUUGUAGCCAAAAGCAUCUGGAAGCUACUAGAGUGACGAAAAGUGUGGUAUCGUUUUCAUGUGGUCUGAAUGCAUCAUUGUCCUUGAAGGCACAAAUAGAUUCUUCUGCCUUAGUGGGAGCUGGCAAAUAGCAUCCUUUUCAUCUGGCUGUCCUUGCCAGUUGUGAUUUCCUCUGCCCUGAUUUUCCUCAUUCAUUCAUUCUUCUCUUGACAGGAGUUUAUUCAGAAUAAAACUGCAAUGGGUUCCUAUUUCAUUGGACUGACGUAUACAGUGGCUCAAAACAAAUGGCUAUGGAUCGAUGGCACAGAACUCAAGAAUAACCUGUAUGUGUGAUAUUCUCUUUCACCCUUCUUAUGGGGGUGGGUUACAUCCUCCAUGGGGCAUCGUCUUCACUCACUGGCCCUGUUUCUGGAAAGCUCUCUGUUGUAUAAAGGGACCCCUGACCAUUAGGUCCAGUCGUGACUGACUCUGGGGUUGCGGUGCUCAUCUCGCUUUAUUGGCCGAGGGAGCCGGCGUACAGCUUCCGGGUCAUGUGGCCAGCAUGACUAAGCCGCUUCUGGCGGACCAGAGCAGCGCACGGAAACGCCAUUUACCUUCCCACCUAUUUAUCUACUUUGAGGUGCUUUCGAACUGCUAGGUUGGCAGGAGCAGGGACCGAGCAACGGGAGCUCACUCCGUCGCGGGGAUUCGAACCGUCGACCUUCUGAUCGGCAAGUCCUAGGCUCUGUGGUUUAACCCACAGCGCCACUCCCGUCCCUCUCUGUUGUAUAUAGUACUGGAAUACCUUCAGAUAAGAUGAUGCUCAGGAUGACUUGAUGCCAAAAAGGGUAUCCUGCAUAUUGAGUUGUUGUCAAGAAGUGGUAAUUUCAGCAAACGCAACUUUUCUCAUGCCUGCAUGGCAAGUUGCAUCUGCCAGAAUGCCCUCUUCUGCAUUACUCUUGAAGAUAUAUUCUUCAACAUCUCACAGAUGAAAACAAGGACACUACCAUAACAUCUCUAGGCUCAGUUCACAUGUAAUGCUAAGUCCCAACAGGGCUUCCUCCCAAGGUGAGAGGAAGUGACCUAGGUGAAGUCUGGCAGGACAGCUUACUCUUUAGAAUUAACCCCUUCAUGCAUUUAGACUUAAGCAUAUUGGUUAUAUGAAGCCGGUUACCCCACAUGGUCCUGCUUUGAAAAAGACAAACUGUGUGACAGAGUCUGGAUCAUAUACUAAUCCAAAUGAUGGGUUAGCCCACAGCAGUGCCCACAUGCUUGUGCAAUUGUGCUAAGUCAUACUUUGGUUUAACGUUACAUAUACGGUAAAUCGGGUCCUAGUGUCACACCGAGAAUCUCUGCCAGAAUCCCUCCCCUGUUAUUAAUAAUGGCUGAAUUCCGCUCGCCAUACGCUGCAUUCAUUCCCUCUUCCAAUCAGCAGUUCGAAUCCGUGUUAUGGGGUGAGCUCCUGUUGCUCUAUUCCAGCUUUUCCCAACCUAGCAGUUCGAAAGCACGCCAGUGCAAGUAGAUAAAUAGGUACCACUGCGGCGGGAAGGUAAACGGCGUUUCAGUGUACUCUGGCUUCCAUCACGGUGUCCUGUUGUGCCAGAAGCAGUUUAGUUGUGACCCACAUGACCCAGAAAGCUGUCUGUGGACAAACGCUAAUUCCCUCGGCCUGAAAGCAAGAUGAGCAAUAGUCGCCUUUGACUGGACUUAACCAUUCAGGGGUUGUUUACCUAUUUUACCUAUCGUUCCCUAUGACACAUCCUGUACUGCACAGGUUUAAAAACUGUGUGUUUCUUCCUUUGCUUAGUGAUCAGAACACAAGUGUUUUCUAGUAUCUUGUUCCUUGUCUGCACAGUUUAUUAAAUUAUGGUUUGUUUGAUUGUCUGGACCUUGUCUGGUGGCUUCACUAAUUUGCUGCCAUCAAAGCCAUGGUUUCAUUGGUGGCUUAUUCAAAUUGGUUUAACUAUAAGGAGGCUAUUGGUUAGUCAGUUUUCUCAGAAAAGUGAAACUGAAAGCAACUUACAACCUCGCAUCAUGUUGCAGGUUGGGGGUGAAGGUGGGACCUGAGUCUGAAAAAGCUGAGGACAACACCCCCAGGGAGUUUUUAGACGUUCCUAGGGAGUUUUGAAGCUGAGGGAGUUAACAAGCUGGCCAAUAAGGCACCUCUUGUCCAUUUACUAGUGCCAUCUGGUUCCCCUAAGUACUAGCCUGAGAAGCAAAAUGAGCAUGGAGGAGCAACCCUGGGAAUUGGCCAUUUUGGGUGGGCAAUGUCUGGGGCUUUGAUCCACACAACCCCUUCCUCUGCUUCUUCAUCAAAGUUAGGCUUCUCAGGAAAGGAGUUGCUGAUCAGGGCCUUAGCCAAUGAUCAGCCAUUAUACUUAGUUGUAGCAAACACGGUCAACUUCACAGUUCUGCUGCACUCUGUUUUUACAGCUUUGCAAUGAGACCCAAAGCAGUGGACGAUGAAUGUGCAACUCUUGCAGCAGGAGAACUGAAACCAGUGUCAUGCCACGAAGAACACCACUGUAUCUGUGAGAAGAAUCCUAAGUAGUUCAUCUGAAACAGCACCAUGCAGUGACGUAACAAGGAAGAAGACAGAACCAUGGACUUUUAUUCUGGGACAUUCUCAGCUCUAUCUGGGGGAGCCUUCUCCAUGCAGAGAAGAUGCUCUAACCCUUCCCUCAGGUUGGACUUCAAAGCAAUGAAUGGAAAUGUUAUGUACUGAAGUUCUCACCCUGGGCCAGCAGGGGGAUACUGUAGAUAGUUAUGCAAAUAAGGGAUCGAAAGUGACAUUCAGUGAUUGGAUAGUUUUAGAAAAUUGUUACAGUUACAUUGUACUGGAGCUCUAUAUAAGCAGGCUGACUGAACCCU